CGCAUCACGGAGCAACACCGUGCAUAUCCUGCUCUACCGCCAGCCCAAGUAAGCCUGUCGGUCGCCUGGGUUAGUGUCGCGGUUGCAUGCAACCAUGGCUGAAACAUCGUCUUCAUCCAACGCGGCGAAAAGCGGCCAGAAUGCUGCACAGAAGCCCCCAGCCAGGCCGCAGAACCCUGUUUUCAAGAUGAUGGGACUUCCUAAUUUCACCUUCAGACUCCCCUCUCGGAAUUGGAUGAUAUUCCUCUCCAUCACCGGCUCCUUCACUGCCGCCUAUAUGUACGACCGUCGGCAAAAAAAACGUGCACAACAGAAAUGGUCUGACAUGGUCGCCCAUCUCUCCAAAGAGCUGCUGCCUUUGGAGCAAAAUCGGAGACGGCUCACUAUCUUCUUAUCUGCUCCUCCGGGAGACGGGCUUCGGCCUGCGCGGGAGUACUUCAUCGAAUACGUCAAGCCUGUUCUCGUAUCCGCCGCCCUAGACUACGAAGUGAUUGAGGGUAGAAAAGAGGGCGAUGUUCGCGCAGGCUUGGCAGAAAAGAUUCGUAGACAAAGACGACAAGCUGGCGAACGCACCUCCACGGUAGAGGAGCCAAGCAAGGAAUCUGCGAUUGCUGAGGUUCGGCAGAGAAUGGGCGUUACUGAGGAACCCGGGCCGAGGGGAGACAUUGUUAUUGGACGCCAUACGUGGAAGGAAUACAUUCGAGGCCUCCACGAAGGCUGGCUAGGUCCUAUGGAUCCUCCACCUCCAGCAUCGUCCCCGCCAUCCCAGCCAGAAGUUACGGACACAGUCGUCGACACUGUAGCUCAGUCAUCACCCGACAGCCCUACAGUCCAAAGCCUAGAUGCAGUUAUUUCGCCAGAAUCGGAGGAAACGAGCCCUGGCGAAUCCAACGAAGACAAGAAGAAAGAGGAAGAAAAAAAGAAGGAAGAAGAAGAGAAGAAACCCAAACGACCGACCCCAGCAUAUAUCUCGGCUACACAAUAUUCAACGCAAAACAUUGCUUCCACUACCCCUGCUAUCUUUGAAGCAUCUGCACCUAUACAAUUUCCGCACUUGCUCGGAUUUUUAAACACACCAGUUCGUAUUUAUCGCUUUUUGACAAAACGCUAUCUGGCGGAUGCAGUAGGUAGAGAAGUAGCGGCUGCUGUUCUCGCCUCUGCAAGCAGACCCUAUCUUGAGGGUGAGGGUGAUAUCGUGUCGGACCCAUUAGACGGCAUUUCCGCUGAGACUAUUUCGCAACGAGCCUACGAGCAACAAACCCUUCUUGAGCACGAAGAGAAGGAAUGGCACAAAUCUGUUCGCAAGGAAGCCGAGGCUCGAAAGCACCAUGCAGAAAAUGACAAUGUCCCCAGUGUCAAUGAUGAGGAAAAACCCAAAUUGCUCGAAGAAGAACGAGAAUGGAUUGAUGAUGUCGUAAUCGACCCUCGUAUCGCUGCCCGUAUGCAUCGAUACAUCCUCUCUCCUGAAGAGGAGGAACGUGCCAAUCGCAUUGCCGAAGGGCAAGAAUGGAUUUUGGGCCAAGGCGAGAAGCCUACGCCGCUAACAUUCUGGCAGCGUGUUUGGAUUGACUACGGCUAUGGUGAAGACCCAGAAUUGGCCAAGAAGAAGUCCAUCAUUGGUAACGUCGAUAACGAAGAUGCAUAGUAAACUCCUUGGAUUGUUUUCGAUGUUCAUGUCGACGAUUCAUACUGUACUUAUUCCAAGGCUUUCUUUCGACCCAUUUGUAUAUUAUCAAUAAACAUUUACCGCCCUUGUUUGUACUAGUACUUAUGCAUGUUGGCACGGAGUUCAUUUUUGUGUAGAAUUCCUUUACACCAUGAUAGAAGUGAUACUAUUAGCAUAAUCUAUACUCAUAUUAGCUGUUACAUCGCAUAUCAAUCGUUUUGUCAAAUUCAA
Molecule: messenger RNA, 1897 nt
Organism: Talaromyces proteolyticus
Lineage: Eukaryota; Fungi; Ascomycota; Eurotiomycetes; Eurotiales; Trichocomaceae
Product: TIM complex component Tim54
Exons: 2
Coding region: 95-1645 (516 amino acids)
Biological process (GO): sphingosine biosynthetic process
Cellular component (GO): cytoplasm; intracellular membrane-bounded organelle; membrane
Source: RefSeq, a predicted model, not a curated record